Messenger RNA from Rotaria sp. Silwood2, 1491 nucleotides. The record is from the annotation of a GenBank genome assembly. Lineage: Eukaryota; Metazoa; Rotifera; Eurotatoria; Philodinida; Philodinidae.
AUGGAACUAGAAGAACUUCAAAUUCUUAUAAGUAAAGCGAUUGAACAGACGAAACCUGAUCAAAUUGUUCCACUUAUGAAUUGGCUUGAUGGAGAAGUUUCCAAGUAUCGAAUGGCAGGUCUAUUAUCAACUCCAAUUCAAUCAGUAAUGACUCCCAAAAUAAAUAAUGGACAACGAUUUGUAUGUACAUGUGGUCGAUCAUUUGCUGCUGAAAUAACAAUAUGUGAAACAACAAAUGUUGAAACAAGUUCACCACCAGCUACGCCAAUGUUUUCAUUUAAAAAUGAUCUCAAACAUCAGCAACAUUCACAAGAAUCUAUUUCAAAACGAUCUAGAAUAUUAAUGAUGGAACCACCAACAUCUGUUAUUCCAACAACAACAACAUCAACAAUGACAGCAUCAAUAUUAGCUGAUAGAUUAACUUCAUCCGCAAUGAUUACAAAUUGGCAAAUAACAAAUCUUAAAACUUAUGAAAAUAGUCCAGAAUUAAUGACAGGCGAAUCAAAUCGCGGUGAAAGUGAUAUUGAAUUAUCGAGUGAUGAAUCAAGAUGUUUAGAAGAUAUUGAUGCUGUUUUAUCGCCCGAUAAAACUACUGUAUCAAAUUUUAUUUAUUCAAGUAGUUUAUGGCCACCAUCUCCGUCUACAAAUGGUUGUUUAUCCUAUUCAAUUCAUAAUCAUGAAGAUCAUCGACAACAUCAUCAACAACAAACUUUAACUCUUAAACCAGUAAUUAAUGAACCAUUAUCACCUGUACCUGCUCUUAUUCAUGAUGGAGAUUCUGGGAAGACAGUUGCAACAAUACAUCGUCGACCUAUGCUCGUUGCAUUUACUGAUCCAGACGCUUGUUCACCGACAGGACCAACACAUUUUAAAUGUACUCAAUGUCAUGAAACAUUUGAUAGUUUAUUACUUGGACAAGAACAUGCUAAUAAUGGCAUGUGUACAUCUGAUACGACAGUUAAUGUACUUGAUAAUUCUGAUUCCCAUGUAUCACCUACAACACCAUUAUUUGAUUCUCUUCAAGAAAAUGUGGAAGAAGUACUCAAUGCUCGACUGGAUUCCAAAGCAGCUUGUCCAAUUUGUAAUAAAGUAUUUAGUAGUGUUCAUACAAUGAUACGUCAUAAAACGUCAAUACAUGAUAGACAAGUUCGAUAUGGAUGCAACAUUUGUGGUCGUUUCUUUUUUCGUAAAGAUAAAUUAACAUCACAUAUGGUAUAUCAUCAAGAUUUUGAUACAUAUGUAUGUUGUUUUUGUUCACUUGGAUGUAAAUCCCGUAUGUUAAUGAGACAACAUUUAAAACGAGAUCAUGUUAUCUCAGGUGAAGAUAUUGGUUUUAAUGAAAUACUUAGUCGGUGUCAAGUUAAAAAGUCUUUAAAUAUAGAAAACAAUAUGUCUGUUGCGUAUGGUGCUGAUAGACAAAUAACAUCCUUAAAACGAAAUAUAAAUACCAUUUCAGCUGAAAGCGAUAUUAAGCAAACGGCUAGUAAUUAA